Messenger RNA from Capsicum annuum, 1451 nucleotides. RefSeq names its product fructokinase-2. The transcript is spliced from 4 exons. NCBI's taxonomy places the organism in Eukaryota, Viridiplantae, Streptophyta, Magnoliopsida, Solanales, Solanaceae. The coding region runs from base 282 to 1268 and encodes 328 amino acids. Gene Ontology annotation, molecular function: fructokinase activity. Gene Ontology annotation, cellular component: cytosol. Gene Ontology annotation, biological process: fructose metabolic process. The record is from RefSeq and is a predicted model, not a curated record.
AACGGUUGCGAAGAAAUAUGAAGAGAAAAGGAGUAUAUAUUUUUUCAUUUUACUAAUUUUUUGGAUAAUUGUUGUGUAAAUAAAUGCUAAUCGGUAAUUAACUAGUUGUUCUCCUUUUAAAACUCUUCAACUACCUUCUAUAUAAAGCUCCUUAUAAUCUUCUCCAUUCCUCCUCCUCUCUCUAUAUCUCUCUAUCUUAAUAUACCUAUACAUACGCAUAUACAUACAUAAAUUCUUUCUCUCUCUCUCUCUCUCUCUCUCUCUCUCUAUUCAGUAUCGCCAUGGCAGUUAACGGCAGUGCUUCUUCCGGUUUGAUCGUCAGCUUCGGUGAGAUGUUGAUCGAUUUCGUUCCAACUGUCUCCGGCGUAUCACUCGCCGAAGCUCCCGGAUUUCUCAAAGCUCCCGGCGGUGCACCGGCGAACGUUGCAAUUGCGGUGACGAGGCUUGGAGGGAAAUCGGCUUUCGUAGGAAAGCUAGGUGAUGAUGAAUUCGGGCACAUGCUCGCUGGAAUUCUGAAGCAGAAUGGUGUACAGGCUGAUGGAAUCAAUUUCGAUACCGGAGCGAGGACGGCUUUGGCUUUCGUGACUCUACGCGCCGAUGGAGAGCGUGAGUUUAUGUUUUACAGAAAUCCAAGUGCCGAUAUGUUGCUCAAGCCCGAGGAGUUGAAUCUUGAUCUUAUUAGAUCUGCUAAGGUGUUCCACUACGGAUCAAUUAGUUUGAUCGUGGAGCCAUGCAGAUCAGCACAUUUGAAGGCAAUGGAAGUAGCAAAGGAGGCAGGUGCAUUGCUCUCUUAUGACCCAAACCUCCGUUUGCCACUGUGGCCUUCAGCAGAGGAGGCAAAGAAGCAAAUCAAGAGCAUCUGGGACAAGGCUGAUGUGAUCAAGGUCAGCGAUGUCGAGCUCGAAUUCCUCACCGGAAAUCCCAAGAUUGAUGAUGAAUCUGCCAUGUCUUUAUGGCAUCCUAACUUGAAGCUCCUCUUGGUCACCCUUGGUGAAAAGGGUUGCAACUACUAUACCAAGAAUUUCCGCGGCAGCGUUGGGGCAUUCCAUGUGAAGACUAUUGACACCACUGGGGCUGGUGAUUCUUUUGUUGGUGCACUUCUAACCAAGAUUGUUGAUGACCAAGCCAUUAUUCAGGAUGAAGCAAGGUUGAAGGAAGUACUAAGGUUUGCCUGUGCAUGUGGAGCCAUCACAACCACCAAGAAAGGAGCAAUCCCAGCUCUGCCUACUGAAGCUGAUGCCCUCACUUUGAUCAAGGGUGGAGCAUAGAGAGAACAAGAUGAUGAUGUUACUACACUUUUAAUUCUUUUUUCAUGUCUAUCCCCUUCAUGAGCCUUUUUUUUUACUUUCAAUUAAUCAGUCUAGUAGCGGCUUUCCAAUUUUCAUUUUUAGGAUUUGGGAUCUCAAGACUUGCGCAUAAUGGCACUUAAUAAACUAAGUUUUCUUCCUAUA